Messenger RNA from Culex quinquefasciatus (southern house mosquito), 903 nucleotides. RefSeq names its product lipase member H-like. The transcript has 3 exons. Lineage: Eukaryota; Metazoa; Arthropoda; Insecta; Diptera; Culicidae. The coding region runs from base 1 to 903 and encodes 300 amino acids. The record is from RefSeq and is a predicted model, not a curated record. Gene Ontology annotation, molecular function: lipase activity.
AUGGCACGACAACUUCUUGCAUUCCAGUUUUGGGAAUCAAUGCAGGUCAAAAGGUCAGACGACGAUCCACCCGCCCGGUAUAAAAGCCAGAGCCCAGCGAUGUCAAUCGUUCCAUCGGCGUUGGAUAAGGACAUCUUCUUCCGGGAGAGUGGCUGUGAAGGAGGUGGGGGCGGGAAGUUUGCGAUCGUCGUGCACGGUUGGAGGGGCAGCUGCUCGGGGGAUACGCGCUGGGUUACGGAUUUGCUGUCCAACCUGACCGUCCAUCGGGGAGGAUGUUUGGUCUGUAUGGAUUAUAGCAAGUACUCGAAGGAGGACUACUUUCAACGACUGGUGCCUCGGUUUGGUCAUGUUGCGAAUGCUUUGGCGGAGAAGUUGCGGGAUUUGGAGCGCGGUGGAUUUGAUCCGAUGGAUGGAUUUAUGUUUGGAUUCAGCUUUGGCGCACACUUGACCACCGAAGCUGGUCGACGGUUUGGACUACGGAAGCUUGGACGGAUUGAUGUUUGUGAUCCUGCUGGACCGGCAUUCGACGUUCCUAAUUUACCGUUCGCCAUGUUGGAUCCCAAGCUGGCGGCCCGUAACGUCCAGUGUAUCCACACCAGCCAGGUGGGGGUGAAGCGCCGGACCUGUCACCAGAACUGGAACAUGGGCGAAUGUGGCUUGAGGCAACCGGGAGCCGAUAUAGUGGUUGCGCACACGCUGUGUCCCAAGUUUUACAACAGUGCGUUCCGAAAUAAGUUCCGGGCGGUUCCGAAUCCUGCCAGGUGUGCCGAGUUACGACCUGUUGUGAGUUUGGCUGCGGAUCUUCGGAUGGGGUACUUUUCGGAUGUGCAGAGUGGUGUCACUGGAGACUUGUUUGCGCUGACUACCAUAACCUACCCUUAUAACGUUAUCGACGCUCAAUAA